CAAUUGCCGAGAUUCUGGCAAGAGUUCUGCAAUGUUGGCAGGACUGACCAGAAAAAAAAGCCGCAGCGGAGAAAAGUCAACUGGCUACUAGGACCGAGUUGGGUCCCUCACUAAUUACGUAUUGUCCACAUCCGUCUCUUACAAGUGGCAAUUAGGGUCAAGUGAAUAAAAGCGCCUGGACUUAGAGUGAGUUAGUAUUUUGUGGAGUGGCCGACAAGAUGGCUACGACGCUCUUACAGGGAUACCUGCUCAUGAUCCUCAUCAAAACGUCUCUGCAAGGAGGUGUUCCUGGAGCAACAGGAGUUCAAGGAACACUAGGACGUCUCUUUCUUCCAAGUUCAUAUUUUCGCAGUACUGGGGUGCAAGCUCCUGGACCUGGAAUUUUACAGCAACAAAUAGCUGCUGCAUCUAAAGCAGCCAAACUUGCAGGAAAAGGAUUACCUGGUGCCGUUCCAGGGGCAGCAUACCCUUACCAGGCUGGACCAGGAGCUGGAAUUCUAGGUGCUGGAGUGCCCGGUGUUGGAGUUCCCGGUGCUGGAGUUCCAGGUGCAAUUUUCCCUGGGUUAUAUCCAGGUGCAAGAACUCACGGGCUGGGUGUACUACCUGGUGUACCAACUGGGACUGGUUUGAAAGCUAAACCAGGUGUUGGUGGUCAGUAUGGAUACCCAGCAGGUUAUGGUGGCUUUGGAGUAGGAGUACCUGUUGGUUAUCCUGUGCUGUCUCCUAAACUACCAGGUGGCUAUGGAAUUCCAUACAGUGCUGGUGGAUAUGCAGCAGCCAAAGCUGCUAAAUAUGCAGGAGCUGUACCAGGCCAGGUUCCAGGAGGUGUACCAGGCCAGGUUCCAGGAGGCAUUUCAGAUAGAUAUGCUGCAGCAGCAGCGAAAGCUGCUAAAUAUGGAGAUGGAUAUGCAGCAGCUAAAGCUGCUAAAUAUGGAGGUGGUGUACCAGGACUAGGUCCAGGAGGCUUUCCAUGGCGUGGAGCAGGAGCUCUGCCAUGGCGUGUAGCUGGUGGCUUUGCAGGAGCUGUACCAGGAGGAGUUCCAGGAGGGGUUCCAGGUGGAUAUGCAUCAGCUAAAGCUGCUAAAUAUGGAGUUGGUCCAGGAGCUGUACCUGGAGCUCAGCCAGGUGUUGUACCCGGUGCAGCUGCUGCAGCCAAAGCUGCAAAAUAUGGAGGUGCUGAAGGAGCUGUUCAGCCUGGAGUUCCAGGAGGUAAGGACAUUGGUGUUGGAGUAGGAGUGCAGCGGGGCGCUGGAGUAGGUGUGCAGCCAGGCGCUGGAGUUGUCCAACCUGGUAUUGGAGUUGGCGGAGCUGCUGCACCUAAAGCUGCCAAAUAUGGAGGUCUUGGAGUGGGUGUGCAGCCUGGCGUUGGAGUGGGUGUGCAGCCUGGCGUUGGAGUGGGUGUGCAGCCUGGCGUUGGAGUGGGUGUGCAACCUGGUGUUGGAGUGGGUGUCCCGGCUGGCAUCGGAGUAGGUGGAGCUGCUCCAUCUAAAGCUGCUAAAUAUCAAGGCCUUGGAGUGGGUGUGCAGCCUGGUGUUGGAGUAGGAGUCCAGCCUGGCGCAGGAGUUGGCCAGCCUGGCAUCGGAGUGGGUGGACUUGCUGCAUCUAAAGCUGCUAAAUAUGGAGGUCUUGGAUUGGGGGUGCAGCCUGGAGUUGGAGUCGGGGUGCAGCCUGGAGUUGGAGUCGGGGUGCAGCCUGGAGUUGGAGUGGGGAUGAAGCCUGGAGUUGGAGUGGGGGUGCAGCCUGGAGUUGGAGUGGGGGUGAAGCCUGGCAUCGGAGUGGGUGGACUUGCUGCAUCUAAAGCUGCUAAGUAUAGAGGCCUGGGAUUGGGUGUGCAACCUGGCAUAGGAGUAGGAGUCCAGCCUGGAGCAGGAGUAGGUGUUCUGCCUGACAUCGGAGUGGGUGGAGCUGCUCCAUCUAAAGCUGCUAAGUAUAGAGGUGUUGGCAUAGGUGUGCAGCCUGGCGUUGGAGUAGGUGUGCAGCCUGGCAUCGGAGUGGGUGUUAAUGGAGUUCGACCCAGCAGUGCUCCACUGACUCCUCAACCAGGUGGAGCACAGCCAGGCCUUGGAGCUAAAGCAGCCAAGCUAGGGCAAGGAGGCUACGGUGGAUACCUACCCUAUUAUCAACCUGGUAAACCUCCUAAACAGUAUGGGGCACUGAGCCAGUUUGGGUAUCCUUAUGGGAGAGGAUCCCCUUGUGCAAUGGGAAAAUAUUGUGGCCGAAGGAGAAAAUAAAUAAAUAAUUGGAAAAGAAGUGACCUCAAGAACUCUGGUGCUACUGCAUGAUUCGGAAUGUAAAGGAUGGUGUGGAAUGGAACUCCCCUCACCACUGCCCCCCACCUUUCUUCAUUUCAUCUAUGAAACAAUUUGGCUGCAUUCAUUAUCAGUAUCUAAUGGACUUUGUUAUCAAAGAAGCUGUGCUAUACACUGUGUGCUUCAAGCAUUUAGGGACCAGCUUACAACUGAGUCCUUUGCUGUUAAUCUCAUUCAUAGUAAACACCAUCCUUGACUUGAUUUGUUUUGUUUUGUGAUUCUAACUCCAGUAUUUUUAAGUUAUAAAAUUGUGUUAUUAAUUUUUAGUGGCUUGUGCUUUGCUUUACAAGAUGUACUGUGAGUGAUACCUGGAUCAUACAGCUGGGCCGUAGCUCCAACCCCUGCCAUAAUUUUGGUGCUGAUGAAAAUCUAUUUUUGAGAGUGGCAGCUGUAUUCAUACAAAUGAUGGCUCAACCCUAAUGAGUGGGGCCUGAAGUGACCAAUGCAACUUUUGCAUACUGUUUUUCUACACGUUUGUCACAUGGCUAACAAGACUUUGCACUUGGGGGCCAAAUUUAGCUUCCUGGCCAUAAGAUUCCUGGAAAGGUCUGGCUACUUUGAUUUGGUAGGCUUUGAAGUUUAUACAAGCUGAAUGGCAUUGGGGCAGAUUUUUCCCCUCCUACACUUGAAGCUAAUUAAUUUCUUCCACACAAUAAAUUCAGGAAUAUUGGGCCAGCUAUCCUACGUUAUUUCUUCCCACCUUAUUUUCCUGUACCCAUUGUACCUGGAUGGUUCAGAACUCUCAGGUUUGGGACAAGGAAAACCUAUCCCAAGUUAUGAUAACAUUAGUCCUUCAUCAUUGGCAGUGGUGUGGCUAGGAUUUUACUACCUCCAGGAUCAGGGUUAAUAAACGAACUCUGCACAUUUUAACAAUCUGAUUACAGCAUUAAUUGGUUAUGAUUUGUAUUCAAUUGAAAUGUCCUGUUGGAACUCUGCCAAAUGAAUUAGUUGGGUAACAAAUUAAUCCAACAAAGACAUUUUGUUCCUAAAAUGAAAACUUUCCAACUAAUCCUAGCUCAUGAAAUUCCCCAAUUUAGCAUAUUGUAAAGCGGUUCGUAGUCCUGCUGUCAACAAACUUGCAUGCUGUUAUAAAUCCUUACUGCACAAUAGUGCAGUCUCAGGCAUCAUCUUCUAAAAAAAAUUAUAUAAUAAGAGGGUAUAUAGACAUAAUUGCACACGAUUAUUAGAUUGUACCUGAAGGGGCUAACUGAAUUGUGAAAAUGCAGAAGCCCACCACAGCCAUUCUUGAUAAAAUUGACCUUUCUCUUCUGCUUUCUGUCUCUUCUGUCUGUGUCCAUUUUCUCUGGCCCUAUUUUGUUUCUCUUUGACUGUCUUAUCUGCAAAGUAGAAAUCAUGAUCAGCAGUAUUCUUGAAACAGGUUUAACCAUUAGAUUUUUAACUAGUUCAAUGCCUGGAUCAAAAUAAAUUUGAUAUGAGCACCUUAAGUAUCUGUCAUAGAUGCUGAUCAGAGCUCCUGUUCUUAACAUAACUCACAAUUUUCCAUCAUGCACUUCUUUUGAUAAGUGAUAUGCUAUUGUAUGUAAUACUUUACAUCAGUUCUGCAAUAAUAAGUACUGUAGCAGAUCUUGAGCCCCAACAUUGGUGUAUUGCUUCAGGUUUGGUGUAAUGCCCAUUUGCUGUAUCUUCAUAAACUGUAUGAAUGAGAAAAUACUGGAUGGACAACAAUUCAGUAACAGCUUUUAAAAUAAACAGAAUUGUUUAAAUAAA
This is a messenger RNA of Rhincodon typus (whale shark), 4037 nucleotides long. Its product is annotated as elastin. The record is from RefSeq and is a predicted model, not a curated record. The coding region runs from base 219 to 2231 and encodes 670 amino acids. Gene Ontology annotation, molecular function: extracellular matrix structural constituent. Lineage: Eukaryota; Metazoa; Chordata; Chondrichthyes; Orectolobiformes; Rhincodontidae. The transcript has 35 exons.